Molecule: messenger RNA, 1212 nt
Organism: Hansenula ciferrii
Lineage: Eukaryota; Fungi; Ascomycota; Saccharomycetes; Phaffomycetales; Wickerhamomycetaceae
Product: Midasin
Exons: 2
Coding region: 1-1212 (403 amino acids)
Source: RefSeq, a predicted model, not a curated record
AUGAGAGGGAUUCAAUUGAUACCAGUGGCAUUGAGUUUAUUACCAUUUGCAUUAUCAGCAACAGUCACUGAGCCUCCAACAAAGACAAUCACUGAAAUUCAUACCGUUACUUAUAUACCAAAAGAAACACCAACUGAUAAAAACAGUCCUAUCAUUACCCAAACAUUAUAUGAGACUGUUGGUAUACCAAAUGAUAAAGAUAAUUAUGUGACUCCUUCUAGUGAUGAUAAAGAAACAAAAGAAACACAACAGAAUCAAGCUGCUCCAAUACUGAAUGCAACCAAAAAUUAUGACGCAAAUAGCGAUGAGGAUAAAAACAAUGAAGCUGCACUUUUGGGUUAUGAUGCUGACUAUUUUCAAAGUCGUUUAGAAAGUGAUCAAGAUCCAGAAAUUGAAGAUCAAGUCAAAUUUCAGGAAUUGAAUCAAGAUAAUGACGAUGAAGAUGAUGAUGGUGAAGAUUAUGAUUAUGACGAAAGCUAUGACUAUGAUGGAGAAAAUAAUAAUGAUGAUGAUGAUAACGAAGGUGAAGGUUCAAUUGAUGCAGCAUCUCCAUACCAUCUUCAACCAGGUUAUAGAGGCAAUGAAAACCCAAAGGAGUUAGAAAAACCAAGACCAGCAGAUCAAUCAAGUGCUAUUAAUGAGCCUAACCCAUCAUUUGAUCAAAAUAAACCAGUUGAAAAUAAUCUUCUUGAAUCUCCUAAUUCAGAUCUAAAUGAAGCUAAACCAAAUAUUGGAGAUGAAGAAAGUAAAUAUAUCCAUUCAAACUUUACCGCUCCAGAAAAGAAUGAGCAAGGUCAUCCUAUUCCACAACCGAUUGGUGAUCAUGAUCCUGAAGAUGGUGUUGAUUUUGUUGAAGAAGAAGAAGAAGUUCCAAGUUCAGAAGAUCAAGAUGGUAUUACCAAGGGAAAACAAAUUUUGGAUAGUGAGGAAUCAACAUCUUUAUUAAUUGGGAAUUCAACCAAUACCAAAGGUGAUUCAGCAUCCAAUUUAAACAAUUUCCAACAAGGACAAAUUCCAUCAUUCCUUGGUCGUACUGAUAAAGGUGCCAAUGAUACUGAAAUUAGUAGAAGUUCAGCAGCUAAAAAGGGUAAAUCAUUAAGAUCAAUGCUUUCCAGGUUUGACAACAGUGCAGCAUCAUUGAACAUGGAUGCCAAUUCAUAUUUCACAGUUUUGUUUAUUGGUGGGGUUACAGCAUUGCUUGCCUUUUGGUGA